AUGCAAGAGAAGAAACCAAUUGCAUAUUUCAGUGAGAAACUUGGAGGAGCAACCUUGAAUUAUCCAACUUAUGACAAGGAGCUGUAUGCUUUGGUUAGAGCGCUACAAACUUGGCAACAUUAUCUUUGGCCAAAGGAGUUUGUGAUUCACACAGAUCAUGAGUCUCUAAAGCACUUGAGAGGUCAACAAAAGCUAAACAAGCGCCAUGCUCGCUGGGUUGAGUUCAUAGAAACAUUUCCAUAUGUCAUUCAGUACAAACAAGGUAAAGACAAUGUUGUUGCUGAUGCUUUGUCAAGAAGGUAUGCGCUUAUCUCUACUCUUGAUGCUAAGUUGUUAGGCUUUGAACAACUUAAGGAGAUGUAUGCUACUGAUUAUGAGUUCAAAGAAGAUUUCCAAGCUUGUGAAAAGUUUGCUCAUGGAAAAUACUUUCAGCAUGAAGGAUUUUUAUUCUAUGAAAAUCGUUUGUGUGUGCCUAAUUGUUCUUUGAGAGAUUUGCUUGUCAGAGAAGCUCAUGGAGGAGGAUUAAUGGGACAUUUUGGAGUUGCCAAAACACUUAGUGUUAUGCAGGAUCAUUUCUACUGGCCGCAUAUGAAGAGAGAUGUGGAAAGGAUUUGCGGAAGGUGUGUCACUUGCAAGCAAGCCAAGUCUAAAGUUCAACCCCAUGGUUUGUAUACUCCUUUACCCAUUCCUACUGAAUCUUGGACUGAUCUUUCAAUGGAUUUUGUGCUAGGACUGCCUAGAACCAAGAGAGGUAGAGAUUCUGUCUUUGUGGUUGUUGAUAGAUUUUCUAAGAUGGCACACUUCAUUCCAUGUCACAAAACUGAUGAUGCUUCAAAUGUUGCUGAUUUGUUCUUUAGAGAGGUUGUUCGAUUGCAUGGCAUGCCUAGAACUAUUGUUUCUGAUAGGGAUACUAAGUUCUUAAGCUAUUUCUGGAAAACUUUGUGGUCUAAGUUAGGGACUAAGUUGUUGUUUUCAACUACUUGUCAUCCUCAAACUGAUGGACAAACUGAAGUAGUGAAUAGAACUUUGUCUACACUUUUGCGUGCUAUCAUUAAGAAGAACAUCAAAUCUUGGGAAGAUUGUUUGCCUCAUGUUGAGUUUGCAUAUAAUCAUUCAGUUCACUCUGCUUCUAAGCAUUCCCCUUUCCAAAUUGUUUAUGGUUUUAACCCUUUAACACCUUUGGAUCUAAUCCCUUUACCUUUGAGUGAAAGAGUUAGUAUGGAUGGGAAAAAGAAAGCUGAACUUGUUAAGCAGAUUCAUGAGAAGGCACGACUCAACAUUGAAGCAAGGACAAAGCAGUAUGAGAAGCAAGCAAACAAAGGAAGACGCCAGCUGGUUUUUGAAGUGGGAGAUCUAGUUUGGAUACAUUUGAGAAAGGAACGUUUCCCAGCUGAAAGAGAGUCUAAACUAAUGCCAAGGGUCGAUGGUCCAUUCAAAGUCUUGACGAAAAUCAGUGACAAUGCUUACAAGCUUGAUUUGCAAGUGGAAGCUGAGCUUGUUCCUAAGGAUGCUAUGCUUGUACCAGUUGGACCAAUGACAAGGGCAAAGACCAAACAGCUUGCUGGAGUUGUUCAUUUGAUAUUUGAAGAUAUUUGGAGCAAAGAGAGCAUGGGAAUUUCUAUUGGAGAAGAUAUCUAUCAAAUAGCUUGCGGCGUGAAAGAAUCUGUGUGGAGGACGUUUGGCUGGAGGAUCACUGACGGCGAGUUGACGGCGAGGUGGUUUGAAGUACAGGAGGAGAGAAAUAUAGCGAUUUGCUAUGAGAUUGAUGAAACAGAGUUUGAAGUCGAUCAUACACCUUUAUGGGCGGCUUUAAAGGUGAAAGCUUUUAAUGGACCCAACUGGGAGGAGCUAGUUGAGGGUUUGAGAAGCUGCCGUGGGUGGUCUGAUGAAAUGAAGACGCAGAUAGCUCGGUUGUAUCUUGUUCAUGUUGGAGUGCUUGGUUUAUCAAGGAACAGUCAGAUUUCUCUGGAAUACGCUAAAAGGGCGUUGAAUGAAGAAGCAUUUGAGAGUUUUCAAUGGGGUAGGGUUGGAUUCAAGAGUUUAGUUGAUUCCAUCAAAGUCCUUGGGUUACCUAACAAUGCUUAUACCCUCCAUGGAUGUGUCCAUGUAUUGCUGAUAUGGGCAUUUGAGAGCGUGAAGGUGCUGGGGGCUAGCUACGGGAAUGUAAGAGAAGGUGUAGAUUUGCCUCUGUUAAGGUGGAGAGGAGGGAGGCCAAGGAAGGAUAUCGAAGCCUUCAUAUCCGGGAGCAAACUCCUUAAUAAUGGGGAGCUUCAGGUGAAGCAUUUAGUACCUAAACCUUUGGAGUUCAUAUAUCCAGAUUGGCCAGGACAGUAUUGUGUGUAUGGUGUAGGAGAAGGUUUGAAGAAGAAACUGGAUAAUCUGCUGUUAGACGUGAUCAAUGGCGAAGUGGAUGAAAGAGAAUGGGAUUGUGUAAAAAAAAGGAAGGGGGAACAUACGAAGAAGAGGGAGAGGAGGCAACAUGUUGCAGGGGUAAGUGACGAUGAUUUCCUUGAAACAGCCCCAACCAGCAUCCGUAAUGUCCCCAAUAAUGCGAAGGAGCAGAAAGAAAGUGUUGGGGACAAAUGUUCAGCAGAGAAGGCGUCUGGAGAUAAGCAUUCAGGUGUGCAGGGUGAAGAUGGUAGUGGAAGGUUAUUUACUAUGGUUGAAACACUAGGGGCAAAAAUGGAUAAUAUUCAGAUAUCGUUUUCUAGAGCAAUAGCGGAAGUUGUGUUCAAACUUCAAGGUAUGGAGAGUAGGAUGGGUAACUUUGAGAGUGACGUUCAACUAUUGAAGAAAGUUGUUAUCAACUCAACGGAUGGAGGAGCGCAUAUGCAAGGACCUCGUACAUUAAGAAAUGACGAACCAAAAAUAGAGGAGAUAAAACAUUCGGACAAGGAUGGUUAUAAAGUUGCUAGUUGUGUUAGGAAUCCGUUAGCCAUUAAGGAUAAGGUCAUGUGGUCUGGGAGUAUUAAAAUUGAACCAGAGGACAGUGUAGAGCGAAUUCCAAAGCAGAUGGUAGACAGUGUACAGCGUGGCAAAAGAGUACAGAGUUGUGAGACAGAGGAAGGUGAUAAAAGAGCAAAGUAUAAUGACAAAGUAGAUGGAGCAGGUGCUCAACCCGUUCCUAUUAAUGUUAUCCAUCCGGUAAGUGGUGGUAACCCUGGCUCGUUGGAUCGAAAGUCUGAAUCUGUUGUGGAUUUAAACGAGGAGACCAGUACUCCUGCAUCAUCUCAUACACUGAAAGAUAAGGAGAAAGCCAGGUAUUUUGCAUAUUUGUUACAAAAGGUGUUUCCUCCAUCAAGAGAGCUUGAUCUUCUAUUAGUAGAUCCAGUGGGCACUAACAUAGGGUUAAACCCUAAUGACGAAUCAAUGCGAGUUGCAUUAAUUACCCGACGUGAAAGCCACAUUGUAGUCCUAUCUCCCGCAGUGUACGAUCCUUUUAUUGAGGCAUGUCCUGAGAAAAUUGCAAAGCUGAUGUCCUUCCUAACUGAUGAUUUGUAA
Camelina sativa (false flax) is the source of this 3501-nucleotide messenger RNA. NCBI's taxonomy places the organism in Eukaryota, Viridiplantae, Streptophyta, Magnoliopsida, Brassicales, Brassicaceae. The record is from RefSeq and is a predicted model, not a curated record.